Molecule: messenger RNA, 1293 nt
Organism: Oldenlandia corymbosa var. corymbosa
Lineage: Eukaryota; Viridiplantae; Streptophyta; Magnoliopsida; Gentianales; Rubiaceae
Source: the annotation of a GenBank genome assembly
AUGAUAGUCUCUGAUGUAGCAUUAGAGGCUUUCCUCACUGACUACUUUAGGACUCAAGCAGAAAGAAAUAAUAAUCAAAUAUAUUGGAAUAAGCUAUGUGAGAUGUUUCAAGAGACCAUGAGAGCGGAUGGCCAUAAAAACAAAAGAUGCACCAGACUGACAGCAGCGUUUCUGAAUAGAACAAGGUCUUAUUACGCUCUUAUUGAGGAAGAACGGGUAAAUGACGGCUUCAAAAUCACGAUGGAUGGGGAUCAGGGCUUUCAUGCAAUGGAUAUUGAUCCGCCCCCAAGUGAGGAUGAUGAAGACCACAAUGGUGACCAAACUGACGAAGAGGAGAAUCAUGAGGAUCCUGAUGAGAACAGAUUUGGUAAUGGAGUUAUCAACGACGGAGGCCCUCAGGAAAAUGGUUUCCAUGAAGGAUCUGCAACCUCCUCUCCGCCAGGCUCUGUGGCUAGAGGUAACUCACCUAAUAGUGUGCUCUCUUUUCCUUCUUUUACUGUAUCACAUGAUGAUCGAGACAGGUUGCCUAAUUACAAUCUGCUAGAACUAACACAGGCAACCUUCUCACCUUUAAGUAACCUGAUACCUUCUGAGGAUCAACCUCAGGAAACUAAUGGUUUGGAGAAUUCUGUUGAUGUUGUUUCAUAUGUUGAACCUUCUGUGUUAGUCAAUAGUCAGAUUUCUGGUAAUUCAAAUGUACUGUCAGUGGAGGAACACAGUGUUGAUGUACCGUCUCCUGGUAUAGGGGAUUUAAACAUUAAAGAUAAGGAUAGGAAGUUCAGUGUAGAUCAAGACACAUUGUUUGAUACGGAGAAUGAAAUGGUGGCCAAAGAAGUGGAUGCAGAAAAUCUCGUAACUCCAGAGAUGGAAGAGGCAGACGCUCAAUACCAAUUGGAAGAACAAGCAGCACAGUACUUCAGUCGGCUGCUAGUAGCUGGGGAUGAAAUUAACAGCAUGGAAAAGGCCAUUAUUCUGUCUUGGCCACAGUUGAGGGAGAAGGUUGAGAAAGAGGCAAGCACAAAACAGAAGAGAGGAAGGCAAAUGCUAAUGUACCAGAAGGAGCUAAGAACCAAUGGAACUUUAGCAACAGAUCAGUCCCUGACUGUGCUAACUUAUCAGCCUCAUAGGACCCUGGAGCGACUAAAGAGAUGGAAGAGACAAAUGGCCCUGGAAAAUAUGACAGUGAGAAGUGACCUGCUGGUAGGAAAUGAGGCCAAGGACACUGAUACGAUGGCCAAAAGACCAAGGGAAGUGACAGAAGCGGAGCAGCAACAGCUGGGAAGGAAAGCUUAG